Erigeron canadensis is the source of this 2869-nucleotide messenger RNA. Its product is annotated as senescence-induced receptor-like serine/threonine-protein kinase. Gene Ontology annotation, biological process: protein phosphorylation. Gene Ontology annotation, molecular function: ATP binding; protein binding; protein kinase activity. The record is from RefSeq and is a predicted model, not a curated record. Lineage: Eukaryota; Viridiplantae; Streptophyta; Magnoliopsida; Asterales; Asteraceae. Bases 69 to 2708 code for a protein of 879 amino acids. The transcript has 13 exons.
ACAUAUAGCACACACGAGUUAUGUUAUAAAUACUUUGUGUGAAGGCUUGAAACAUAUAUAUAUAAAAAAUGACAUUGUUCAAAAGUUUUUACUCUAUUUUGUUGUUUCAUGUAGCUCUUUUCUUAGUUGUUCAUGCCGAGGAUGAUCAAUCAGGUUUCCUCAGCAUAGAUUGUGGACUACCUGAAGGUUCAGAUUAUACUGACGCUAAAACAGGUAUAAAGUAUGUUUCAGACGUCGGAUUUACAGAAGGUGGCAUAGCUCAAGAAAUAUCACCGGAGUUUAAAGUUGGCACCGAUGAGUUACAUUUAACAACUCUUAGAUUCUUUCCUGAAAGCAACCGAAGUUGUUACACAAUUAGACCAAAACAAGGGAAGAAUAAUACGUAUUUAAUAAGAGCGAGGUUCAACUAUGGGAACUAUGACCAUAAAGGUCAACCCCCAAUAUUUAAUCUCUAUCUUGGAACAGAUUUCUGGCAAUCUGUCUAUUAUUUUGGACGCGAUUCAUAUUCCGCUGAUGUUAUACAUCACCUGGCCUUGAAGGAUUACAUAAAAGUGUGCCUUGUAAACACGGGUCAAGGAAUUCCGUUCAUUUCGGCAUUAGAAGUGAGACUUUUGGAUAGCACCAUGUAUGAAGCUCAAUUACUAUCACUCAUUCUCCUCCAAAGGCGGAACUUUGGCUCAGAUGAUCAAGUUAGGUAUAAAGACGACAAGUUUGAUCGAAUUUGGGAACCGGUAUCUGUCUACAACUCACCUCCCCCAUACCCCACUGCUGCCACUCCACCAGGUUAUAAAGUGGUUAAAACUUCUUACACAGUUCCUUCUGGGAAUUUCUACAUGCCAUCAAAGGUUAUGAGCACCGCCAUUACACCAAUUAACUCUACAGAGAAUAUACUCUAUCCUAUCUAUCCCAUGCUCUAUCCCUCGAGUGCUAAUAUCAAUGCUAAUUUUAGAAUUUACCUGCAUUUUGCUGAAGUUGAAACACUAAAAAACAAUACCAGAGAAUUUAGAAUUUAUCUGAAUGGGAACCUCGCUCAUGGACCAGUUUCUCCAACAACCGUUGCAAACACUAUAAAAAUCGAAUCACAUGUAGCUGGUUUACCAAGAUUUAUGAUUGAAUUAAAUAAAACCCAUAAUUCGACCCUCCCUCCUCUCAUCAACGCAAUAGAGGUUUACGCUCCAACGCAGUUUCGACAAGAGCAAACAGAAGAAAAGGAUGAUGCUGCAAUAUCUAAUGCUAAAUCAAUGUAUGGCUUAAAAAAAAACUGGCAAGGAGAUCCAUGUCUUCCAAAAGAAUAUGCAUGGGACGGUCUUACAUGUCGCUACAAUAACACGAGGGCAGCGAGGAUCAUAUCCCUGAACCUUUCCUCUAGUAAUUUAAGUGGACAGAUAGCUAAUGCCUUGGGUAAUCUUACUAUGCUUGAAUCACUGGACUUGUCAUACAACAACUUGACCGGAACUGUACCAGAUUUUCUGGCUAAAAUGAAGAACCUAAGAUUUAUAAACUUACGGGGAAACCAUUUCUCAGGACCACUUCCACCAGAACUUCUUGCAAAGUCAAAUAAUGGGUCUUUGAUGCUCAGCAUUGAAGAAAAAAGUUCUUGUAUCGAGGGUUCAUGCAAAAACAAGCGUAGCAGAGUUCUUAUUGGAGUGAUAGCAGCAAUUAGUGUAAUCUUCGUAUUAUUGAUCGUAUUUUCGGUCAUAUGGACAAUAAAAAAGUGCCAAACGAAAGAUUUGGUCACAAGAGAGGAAGCUUUUAGAACGAGAAAUCAGAAGUUUACAUAUUCUGAAGUGAAGAGUAUCACUAACAACUUCAAGACACAAAUUGGGAUAGGAGGAUUUGGAGAGGUGUUCCAAGGAUCUAUUGGGAAUAUGGAGGUUGCUGUGAAGAUACUUUUGGAAUCAUCAAAACAAGGGUAUAAGGAAUUUCUGGCCGAGGUCAAGAUUCUGAUGGAUGUUCGUCAUAAAAAUAUAACUCCACUCAUCGGGUACUGCGACGACAAAAAUCACAAGGCAAUUAUUUACGAAUAUAUGGCCAAUGGGAACUUAGGAACACAUCUAUUUGAUGCAAGCCCAAAUGUCUUGAGCUGGGAAAGAAGGUUACAAAUUGGAUGUGAUGCAGCAGAAGGUUUAGCAUACAUGCAUCAUGGUUGCACACCGUCGAUAGUCCACAGAGAUAUAAAGUCUUCAAACAUACUAUUGAAUGAAGGCUUUGAAGCGAAGCUGGCAGAUUUCGGGCUAUCCAGAGCUUUUGCAACUGUAGAUGCUACCCAUGUAGCAACAACAAGAGGUUCCGGCACUCCUGGGUACCUUGACCCAGAGUAUCAUUCAACAAGCCGUUUGACUGAGAAAAGUGACGUGUACAGUUUUGGCAUAGUUCUUCUGGAGUUAAUUACAGGCAGACGUGCAAUAUCAUGGGGAAUACACAUAGUAUUUUGGGUUGAGUCAACAAUUGAAGAAGGAAGCGUGGAGAAUAUAAUUGAUCCGAGAUUACAAGGGCUAUAUAACAUCAACAUAGCCUGGAAGGUAUUCGAAUUGGCAAAGGCAUGUGUCUCCCCCACAUCCAUCGAAAGGCCAACCAUGAAUGAGGUGGUGAUAGAUCUCAAGCAAUGUUUGCAAGUAGAGAAAAGUCGUCAUGGGUGUAAACCAAAUAAUCAAAGUCAAAGUGUAUCCUUAAACAUGGAAAGCAUGAGUGAUCCAAAACCAAGAUAGUGAAGUCUUAAAAAAUUCAACUGUCAAAUGUUUUAGUAUUUGUGCAAGACAUGGUGUAAACAUAAUUGUAAUACACCCUUUCAUGUAAGCAUAUAUUGUUAUAACUAUCAAGCAUUGUAAGUUUUGUACCUUUUUUUAAAAAAAAAAUUGUUGGGGACAAA